AUGAGCAAAAGCACAUCCAACGUUGACGGCGUAGGUAACCUGACUUACCAAAGAGCCAUUGAUAUCGCCCGCAACACCGAAGGCGAACUCGAUCCCACUGUCAACAACUAUCUGGAAGGCGCCAUCACCGACAUCUGGAACCGGGUGAACGAGCAACAGAGCACUUACGUCCUCACCAAGGACGAGUUCGCCGUCUUCAACUACUACAUCAGACGCUUUGAAGGCUCUCCCAUCGCUGAGCAAGCCAUAGACCGGACUCGAGCGAGCGUGGGGGAAGGCGUGAGAGGUGCCCAUCCGUCUAUGGGAUCUCGCCGCUUGCGCAUGGGUCAAGCUCUGCUUACAGGAACCACACUUGUCAUCCUCUUGCUUGUUUCCUACAACACCUUCCUGCCGCGGUCGACCGUCGAUAGCGGACUUCCCUGGCCCUCAAACUCUCGCGCGGCCCCAAGGUUACCUCCAAACAUCCCCAAGUCCUUGCUCGAGGUGUUCCAGGUCUAUCCUCCAGUGCUUGCGGUCAGUCCUGACAAGGCACUGGAGAUUACCGACGGCUCUUCCGAUUCCGCAGUCAAGGUGGUGGACAGUGCCAACCAUACCCGCACCCACGUGGAGGUCGAAUACUCCUUUGCAAACUCUUACGGACAGCCGUUUGUAGGACAUUACACGCCACCAGCAUGUUCCUUCAAUCGAGUCACCUGGAACCUGACUGUGGUUUCCGCUGGUAAACAAUUCGAUCGCCUCGCAUUUCCCCGCAAAGGCAUCGUCUACCUUGGUGAUGUCGAAGUAUUCCGCACCAGUACAGCCGAACCAACACCCGACGGGAUUCGUUGGACGUAUCUGAAGGACAUGACGAGCUACCUGUCACUCUUCAAGAAGGAACAAGAGAUCAUCUUCGACUUGGGAAACCUCAUCAACAACGUCUACACUGCCCCUUUCAACGUCACCUUGACAGCUUCAUACUUUACGGCUUCCGACUCGAUUGUCCCGGCAGAUGUUAUUCUGCCUGUCUCUGCCGGUCUUGGGCCUCGGGGCAAGCCCAGUGUCUUCACGGUCCCACCCAACACCGCUUCCAGUGUCCUCACCUUGCCGCAGAACGUGAAAAAGGCCGUCUUUACUAUCGCGGCAACAGGCCAAAGCGAAGAGGAGUUCUGGUGGAGCAAUGUCCUGCAGUCCGACAUUGACACCUACCAUGGCACCGAGCUAUACGGCUACUCCGCUUUUCGCGAAGUGCAGCUCUAUAUCGACGGCAUGCUCGCAGGCGUUGUGUGGCCAUUCCCAGUCAUCUUCACUGGCGGAGUGGUGCCCGGGCUGUGGCGUCCCAUCGUCGGCAUUGAUGCCUUCGACCUGAAAGAGGACGAGAUCGACAUCACACCCUUUCUUCCGCUUCUGUGCGACGGCAAGGCACACAACUUCACGAUCAGAGUAUCUGGGCUCAAUGACGACGGCCAUGGCAAAGCAUCGCUAUCGGAGACCACAGACAGCUACUGGCUUGUGACUGGCAAGGUGUUCGUGUGGCUGGACAAGGAGGGCCACAUCACAACCGGUUCUGGUCCGACAAGGCAUACCCCGGCACCCGUAUUUGAUGUUUCGUCAUCCAUCCGCCGAGGGGCCAACGGUACGAAUGGAACGCUGUUGUACCACGUCAAUGCCCACCGGAGCCUCUCAUUCCACUCUGAGAUAGCUCUAUCACACGGAAGAGAGGCAGCAUUUUGGCAGCAAGAUCUGUCUUUUUCCAACUUUGGCAACUUCUCAGACGGGGCCAACGUCGACAUCAACAACCAGAACACGCAUGGUGUCGACAUCUCUUCUAGUGGUUACAUGAAGACCUACGACUAUCCACUCUACGCUUUCUCUGUCUUUGCAAUAUAUGCCGACAACAUCUCGAUUACCGCGAAUGUUAACCGUGGCAAGGAGGUGAAGACGCUUGGCCAGCCCGUCUUUCCCACAGGUCUGGAAUCUCUCUCACCUACUGAAUACAAGACCCCUCAUCCGCGUUUUGAAGGCGCAUGGCUUUCUACAACACAGAACGGUAGUGCGACGUAUCUCGCCAACGAGACGUCGUCCAAGUCAUUCUCCUUCGGAACCACCGCGCAAGACUUUACCUUCACUGGCCUGCGGGUUAGCGAACGCAAGAACUCUCAUGAUUUUCCUCCAAUCACAGGCAGCAAAGAGUUAUUCCACCGCUACGUCAAGGCGGUCAACGGCACGGUGAUCGAGGACGACCAGGCUCUACUUGGGGAUUCAUUCGGACGGCCCUAUCUCACCGCCCAGCCUGGAGCCGGACACAACUUCCUACUCACGAACAUACCCGGUCGAGGAGGGAAUUGGCAUGGUAGAAUGGACCGUCAUGGUCGCGGAGGAGGACCAAGAGCAGCGUAG
This is a messenger RNA of Saxophila tyrrhenica, 2376 nucleotides long. RefSeq lists its product as uncharacterized. NCBI's taxonomy places the organism in Eukaryota, Fungi, Ascomycota, Dothideomycetes, Mycosphaerellales, Extremaceae. The coding region runs from base 1 to 2376 and encodes 791 amino acids. The record is from RefSeq and is a predicted model, not a curated record. The transcript has 5 exons.